Fundulus heteroclitus (mummichog) is the source of this 2784-nucleotide messenger RNA. RefSeq names its product topoisomerase I binding, arginine/serine-rich a (gene toporsa). Gene Ontology annotation, biological process: protein monoubiquitination; protein polyubiquitination. Gene Ontology annotation, molecular function: ubiquitin protein ligase activity; metal ion binding. NCBI's taxonomy places the organism in Eukaryota, Metazoa, Chordata, Actinopteri, Cyprinodontiformes, Fundulidae. Bases 160 to 2430 code for a protein of 756 amino acids. The transcript has 2 exons. The record is from RefSeq and is a predicted model, not a curated record.
AAGUUGCGUGCGGACGUAUCCGCUGUAACGCCUCUGCGUUAUGAAAUGUAAGGAGGCGAAUGUUUAACGGUAAAAUGGACUUAAAAUGAGCGGGUUCCCCGAAGAACUAAAGACUUAAGCAGCCACCGACCGGAUACGUGUUUCACAGACUAGCAGAUCAUGUCUGCAGUCAAGGUUGCCCUGCAUGACAGCCCAAAGGGCGGCAGAAGCAAAACCCCCAAGGCCAUGUCUGCGGAGGCGUCUCCAGACUCCAAGUGUCCCAUCUGUCUGGACGCGUUUCACGACAUGUCUUACUUGGACCGCUGCCUGCACAAGUUCUGCUUCCGCUGCAUCCUGGAGUGGUCCAAGAACAAGCCAGAGUGUCCGCUGUGCAAGCAGCCCUUCGGCUCCAUCUAUCACAGCAUAAAGUCGGAUCAGGACUUCCAGAAGUACGAGGUGAAGCAGCAGGUGGAGAGUGCCUCCUUCGGCUAUUUCGAGGGAGUGCGCUUCAGAUACCGCACGACUCUCGCCGGAGUCCAUCGACAGAUGAGGCGAACCUCUCCGCCCCCCGACAACGGAGUGAUGUUCGAGGCCUCGGCGGGUCUGACCCAGCAGAGACGGGACCGGUACAUCCGGCGCAUGAUGACGAGGCUGGCGGCCAGGAGGAGGGCCGCGAGCGAAGGCCGGGCGGUGAGCGACGUCAGGGAGCAGGAGAUGAUCAACUUCAGAAGGGAGCUGUACCGGCGGGGGGUGAGGGUCCGGGUGGUGAGGGACGGCGGGCGCUCCCGGGAAACCUCCGCCGAGUUCUACAGGAGAAACCCGGCCUGCCUGCACAGGCUGGUGCCGUGGCUGAAGAGGGAACUGAUGGUGCUGUACGGGGCCCACGGCUCCCUGGUCAACAUCGUCCAGCACAUCAUCAUGUCGCGCAUCACGCGCUACGACAUGGAGGACGGGGCCAUCCAGGAGGAGCUCAGGCCCUUCCUGCAGGGCCGGACGGAGCACUUCCUGCACGAGUUCCUCAACUUCGCAAAGUCCCCCUUCAACAUGGAGGCGUACGACCAACACGCCGUCUACGACUGCCCGGCGGCCUCCUCUAACGAGCGGAGCAGCUCCAACUCAUCCGUCAUCGCCAUCUCGGAGGACGAGGAGAGCUCCGCGGAGACGGACCCCGCCGGGAACUCCGCGGCCACGCUGGGUCAGUCGCUGUGGGACGACGAGACGCCCGGGCCCUCGUAUUCGACGGCGACGGAGCCCGGCAGGCCAGAACCUCAGCCGGUCCUGGACUUGGACACGGAGAGCAGCUCGGACGAGGAGCAGCCGGAGUUCGGCGCCUCGCCGCAACGGAUUCCGUCGCACAGCCCGGCAGACGGCGAGCGCGCGUCUUCUGACAGCGACGACUGCGUGUUCGUGGGCUACGUUAAGCCGACCUCAGAGAGGACUCCGGAGCUGGUGCAGCUCUCCUCUGACUCCGACGACUCCUCCGUCGUGGAGAACAAGGACGCUCCCCUCCAGUCGCAUCACAUCCGUUUCACCAGCUGUAGCCCCGCCGCGUCGCGCAGCAGCAGUUCCAGCGGCGGGGCCGAGCACGCCGGACGUGUCCGAGCAGGCGGCCGUCGUCGGUCGGCUUCCCGAGAAAGACCCAGCUCAAGCGCGUACAGGAACGCCACCGGCGGGAGACCCGACGACAGGUUUGGCCUGAUGGAGAGGCGUAAGUCAAAGGAGAGAGACCAGAGGAGGAGGAGGAGGAGCCAGUCGAAGAGCCGAGGGCGCCCGCGCUCCAGCAGGAGCCCCGCGGUUUCUCACACCAGCUUCGGCUCUCACUCCAGCAGCGGCCACUUCCCUCCGGGCGACCGAAUCCAUGCGAGGAGGGACAGCUACCAGUCGUACACCCGUUACCGGCGACAGAGGGACGGCGUGGUGACGCACUACACGCAGAGGCAGUCCUACUACUACAGCAGCCGCGACUACUCGCACGCCAAGUCCAGGAGCCGCAGCAGGGACGCGCCGCCGAGACGGGAGCGGCCGCCGUCCCGAUCCAGGACUCCCUCCAGCAGCUGCUCCCCCUCGCCCGGAGGGAGGUCUCACCACGACAAGCCCGCCGGCAAAAGGCAGGUGAAAACCAAACACCUGGAGGAGCCGUCCAACGACGCCCCGCCGUUAACGAGGCGCGAGAAGAAAAGCAAAGAGAGGCGGCGCAGGAGGUCUAGAGAGGGGUCGAGGAGGAGAGACAGGAGUGGGAGCACAGAGCGACACAAGCACCACCACCACAAGAAGAAGAAGAAGAAGAAGAAACACAAGAAGAAGAGCAAAAAGAGCGCCGAGCGAACAGCGAGGUCGUCUCCCGUCGUCGCCAUCGGAGGCGAGGAGUCGUCGGCCAAUCGCAGCGUGACCCCCCCGUCAGCAGACCUACAGAGAUUCCCUUCAUCCACUGGGCCGCCGCCCACCGAGUAAGCCCCGCCCCCCUGGAGCACAGCUCCCAAUCACAGCGAUGGGUUGGAUCUCAGCUUCUAGACUAAAAGACCACAAGUAUUUCACAUCAGGACCUGGAAGGAAACUGAAUGCAGGCGUCCAGUUCAUGUUUUUUAUUUUUUAUUUUUUUUUUUACAGUGAACUUCCGCGUAGUCUCUGCUGUUCAGGACGGCUCAUCUUCCAUUACAUUUUGUAUCAAAACCGUCUGGGAUCUGCCUCAUGUAAACUGCGGCCUAGUUGAUGUUUAACAUGACAAUGCAAACAAGGUAUAUAAAACCAGGUUGUUGUUUUUUGUUGUUUUUUUUUGCAAAAAUGUUAUUAUUUUGUAAAAAAAAA